This is a messenger RNA of Arachis duranensis, 1184 nucleotides long. Its product is annotated as transcription initiation factor TFIID subunit 14b. The coding region runs from base 112 to 936 and encodes 274 amino acids. Lineage: Eukaryota; Viridiplantae; Streptophyta; Magnoliopsida; Fabales; Fabaceae. Gene Ontology annotation, biological process: regulation of DNA-templated transcription. The record is from RefSeq and is a predicted model, not a curated record. The transcript is spliced from 6 exons.
AACGACAGAAAGUGCGCGAUUUCGGUAGAGACAGAAACCCUAGCCAAAGCAAAUAGCUCCGAUUGAUUAAGCGUUUGAUCUGAGAGACUGCGACGAAGUCGUUAGAUUGAUAUGACCAACAGCUCAUCCUCGAAAAAGCACGGUCAAGAUCAGCCUGAAUUAAGUGGUCCUACCCCCAAAUCUCAUCGAACCAAAAUGGGAAAAUCCGAAGACACCGAUAAGAAGAACUUAGGUAAGAAGCUCAAAGAUGUAGAAAUAAGUGUUCCAAUAGUGUAUGGGAAUAUUGCAUUCUGGCUUGGGAAAAAGGCUAGUGAGUAUCAGUCACAUAAAUGGACUGUGUAUGUUCGUGGAGCAUCAAAUGAGGACCUUGGGGCAAUAGUAAAGCGUGCUGUUUUUCAAUUGCAUUCAAGUUUUAAUAAUCCCACACGAGUUGUGGAGUCGCCGCCUUUCGAGUUGUCGGAGGCGGGAUGGGGUGAAUUUGAAAUUGUGAUCACACUUCAUUUCCACAGUGAUGUUUGUGACAAACCUUUAAACUUAUAUCAUCACUUGAAAUUGUAUCCAGAGGAUGAAAACAGCUCCAUGUCAACAAAGAAGCCUGUUGUCGUGGAGUUAUAUGAUGAGAUAGUUUUUCCUGAUCCAUCGGAGGCUUUUUUGUCCCGUGUGCAAAACCAUCCAGCAGUGAACGUGCCGAGAUUGCCCCCCGGGGUUACCUUGCCUCCACCAAUACCUGUUGAGGAUGCAAGUAAAAGAAGGAAAGGCGAUACCAAAGAUCAUCCCUUAAGCCAAUGGUUCACAAAUUUCUCAGAAGCAGAUGAACUCUUGCAGCUUGCAGCAGCUCGUCAGCAGGUUCAAGCUCAUAUUGCUAAACUCAGACGACAGAUUAGUUUGAUAGAUGGGCAGCAUCAUCAAUACUUCAAAUCUUCUUCUGACCAGUAAAUGUACAAUUCGGAUCUUUAAGGUUUGUUUUCGAAUUAGUGAGGUGGCAGAGGAAUGAGUCGAGUAUGUGUUUUCCCGAUGCUAGUUUCUCUCUAAUUCUCUUCGGCUGUGUAAUCAUUGAUUUCAUUUUUGUCUGCGUUGUUGUAAUUGUCUAAGAUUAGUUUGUCCCUGUCAAUAAACAAGAGGCCAAAUGUGUAUGAUUUGCUCUUUAAUUUAUUUAUAAUUUUAUAUAAUAUACAUUCAGUAUA